Molecule: messenger RNA, 1519 nt
Organism: Triticum dicoccoides
Lineage: Eukaryota; Viridiplantae; Streptophyta; Magnoliopsida; Poales; Poaceae
Product: probable 2-oxoglutarate-dependent dioxygenase At5g05600
Exons: 2
Coding region: 92-1138 (348 amino acids)
Source: RefSeq, a predicted model, not a curated record
CACCCGCAUACUCAAGGCCACAACGCACUCGAUCGGCAGUCGCCACCGUACACGUGAGAUCGAGAACUUGAUCAUCGACCGCGACAUCGCCAUGGGCGGCCUCUCCAUGGACCAGGCCUUCGUGCAGGCGCCCGAGCAUCGCACCAAGGCGAACCUCGCCGACGCGGACGGCAUCCCGGUCAUCGACCUCUCCCCUCUCGCGGCCGGCGACAAGGCCGGCGUGGACGCCCUCGCCGCCGAGGUGGGCAGGGCGAGCCAGGACUGGGGGUUCUUCGUGGUGGUGCGCCACGGCGUGCUGGCGGAGACGGUGGCGCGGGCGCUGGAGGCGCAGAGGGCCUUCUUCGCGCUGCCGGCGGACCGGAAGGCGGCCGUGCGGAGGGACGAGGCGGCACCGCUGGGGUACUACGAGUCGGAGCACACCAAGAACGUCAGGGACUGGAAGGAGGUGUUCGACCUCGUCCCCCGCGAGCCGCCGCCGCCUGCCGCGGUUGCCGACGGCGAGCUCGUGUUCGAGAACAAGUGGCCCGAGGACCUGCCGCGGUUCAGAGAGGCGCUCGAGGAGUACGCGGAAGCGAUGGAGGAGCUGGCGUUCAAGCUGCUGGAGCUGAUCGCCCGGAGCCUGGGCCUGCGACCGGACCGCCUGCGCGGCUUCUUCAAGGACCAGACCACCUUCAUCCGGCUGAACCACUAUCCGCCCUGCCCGAGCCCCGACCUCGCCCUCGGCGUCGGCCGCCACAAGGACGCCGGCGCGCUCACCAUCCUCUACCAGGACGACGUCGGCGGGCUGGACGUCCGGCGCCGGUCCGACGGCGAGUGGGUGCGCGUCAGGCCCGUCCCGGACUCGUACGUCAUCAACGUCGGCGACAUCAUCCAGGUGUGGAGCAACGACAGGUACGAGAGCGCGGAGCACAGGGUGUCGGUGAACUCGCAGAAGGAGAGGUUCUCCAUGCCCUACUUCUUCAACCCCGGGAGCGACGCCAUGGUCGAGCCGCUGGAGGAGAUGGUGAGCGACGAGAGGCCGGCCAGGUACGACGCCUACAACUGGGGCAACUUCUUCAGCACCAGGAAGAACAGCAACUUCAGGAAGCUCGACGUCGAAAACGUCCAGAUCGCACACUUCAGAAAGGACCGAUCUUGAAUGAAGGAUCCAUCGUGAAUUCAUGAUCCUACCGCUCUCCUCGGUGAUCCUAAUGCUACAAGCAUCUCCCCGUUUGUAGUAAUAUAAAUAAGUAAUUGUGUCGGUUCAAAAAAUAAAUAAGUAAUUGUCGGUAUUAAUAAUUACUUUCUCCGUCCCAUAAUAUAAAAGCGUUUUUGACACUAGUAUAAUACCAAAAACGCUCUUAUAUUAUGGGACAGAGGGAGUACUUCCCCUGUUUCAAAAUAAGUGAUGAUGUGGUUUUAAUUCAAAUUUGAACGGAGGCAACUAAAAAGGAUAUUUUAGGACCGAGGGAGUACUGGAUAUAUAUGUGUGUGUAUUUCAAUGUGAUUUGGCGCAUUUGAGCAGAUCAUUAUUACUGCA